This is a messenger RNA of Pisolithus orientalis, 2232 nucleotides long. Its product is annotated as actin-like ATPase domain-containing protein. Lineage: Eukaryota; Fungi; Basidiomycota; Agaricomycetes; Boletales; Pisolithaceae. The transcript is spliced from 18 exons. Bases 147 to 2093 code for a protein of 648 amino acids. The record is from RefSeq and is a predicted model, not a curated record.
CUACACCAGCACCGCCCGCGCCGAUCCACCAACCCAAUCCUGCACAACCAGUGAAUCCUAACACUCCAGGACAGUUUCCGUGGGGUCCCCACGUCCCCGGAUCACCUUCUCCACCACCCCAGGGUGGUUUUCAAUUUCAGCAUGGUAUGCCGCCGUCCGCGAAUGUUCCCAUGAUGUCUGGGUUCCCAGCUAUGCCGAACGCCGCGUACAAUCCCGCCAACGGCCCUGUUCAACACAAUCUUAGCGGUUCGGCUGUGUUCUCAUCUCCUCCCCUGCACCCGAAUCCUACACAUGUGCCUCCACGUCAUAUGUCAACGUCCCCGUCGUUGUCCACCACACUCACCAACAAUGCGGGAGAGUUCGGUAAAGUGCUAUCGAACGAAGGUAGAAUGUCCAUCUCUAUCGAUUUUGGUACCACAUUCUCUGGUGUGGCCUAUGCUUCCUCACGUAUACACUCGGGUACUAUUCAACAGAUCUUACGUUGGCCGGGCUCUUUUGAAACAUUCCGCAAAGUGCCGACUUGCUUGCUUUAUGACGAGCACGGACAGGUGAUGGCGUGGGGGCUCGAGGCCAAGAAUGCUAGUCCUAUGCCCGGAACUUACCGGUGUGAAUGGUUCAAACUGUUCCUCGAACCGCGUGCCUUGCGUGACGAAAACGCCGUAGACUCCCGUCUGCCACAGUUACCCCCGGGGAAGACUGCCAUAAACUUGAUAGUCGACUUCCUCUCCUGUCUAUGGGAGUAUGCAAAAGAGGAAAUUACGCGAGAGAUUGGCUCUGUGGCAGAUCUGAACACCGCAGAUGUGAUCUUGACGUGUCCAGCUGCGUGGGAUGCUAAGGGGUGCGAUAUGAUGCGUGCUGCCGCCAUAGAUGCUGGGCUUGUUCAGUCUGCGCAUGCGGGCGACGCAAACUGGCGUGACCGUUUACAGAUUAUCACGGAGCCGGAAGCCGCUGCGGUUCAUUGCGCGCGAUUGACAGAUUUGCACAAGCUGCGGCCGAGUCAGAAUUUCAUGAUAUGCGAUGCUGGAGGUGGUACAGUUGACCUCGCGGUGUACAAAAUAACUGGUCAAAUGGCGAACCUUGAGAUCGCGGAGAUGUGCGCGCGGUCGGGGGCAAACUGCGGUUCGCUCUUCCUCGAUUUGCGCUUCCGCGAGCUCGUCAGGACGCUUUUGGCCGACCACCCUGCCCAUCUGGAUCCCGCGAGUUUGGCAUACUUCAUGCAUGCGUUCAGUCAGACGGAUAAGUUGGAAUUUAAGGGAGAAUCUGACGACGAGACCUACUUCCACUUUACGUGUUUCAACGUGGAUGACCCUCAUGAUCCUUCUGUGGGACUCAUCAAUGGGGAAUUAGCUAUACCCGGAACGUUGAUUCGCCGGGAAGUUUUUGACCCGGUCGUUAACCAGGUACUUGAAUUAAUUGAAGAUCAAUCCAGGAGGGUGGAUCAAAGGAUUGAUGCGCUUUUGCUCGUUGGCGGCUUCGCGGGGAGCGAGUAUUUGUUCAAAAAAGUCGAGGAGCGCUUCUCCGCGAGGAUGAGAGUAAUUGCGCGGCCCUCCGAUGCGGACACGGCUACGGUUCGAGGUGCCGCUCUGUACGGCCUCUCACGAAAAUUGGUAGUAUCAACAGUGAUCGCUCCACGAUCAUACAUCAUGAAGGUCAAGCUUCCUGCAGAACCAGAGGACUGGAUCAAGCGACCGGCUUACAUUAAGGAGAACAGCGCAAGCGUCCCGAUUUGCGAGAACAGGCUGCAGUACCUAGUCGUAAAAGGUGCGAUCCUAAGAAAGGGGCAACGCGUGAAGACCAAGUUUUGCAAGUUCUCACAGAAUGGCCAAGACUGGAACUUUGUAGCCGUGCUGUACACGUCGGAUACAGAUAAGAUCAUGCGAUACACGGAUGAGGGCGAGACGAUGGAACUGUGCAAAUGGACGGUUGAUCUGAGUGCGUUGCCGUCUUUCCGGCAGAAUGCGAGCGUACCGCAACCAAACGGAUUCUAUACCGAGUUCGAGCUUGGUCUUGAGAUGGACAGUGCAGAAGUGCGAGGAGUGUUAUUUUAUGAGGGGCAGGAAUGGAGUCGCGUCGUGUUUGAUUUCUUUAACUGAUAGGGUGUGGGGAUGUAGUUUCACUUUUAGGAUGUUUGGGUUUGGGGUGGAUACCGUUUGUGGACUGGUUGUACCUAUGAGACUAGUCCAAAAGUGCCUGCCUGGGAUGAUGACGGCGGGUCAUGAGAUUUGGGCCCGC